This is a messenger RNA of Medicago truncatula (barrel medic), 1239 nucleotides long. Its product is annotated as myb family transcription factor PHL5. The transcript is spliced from 7 exons. The coding region runs from base 172 to 1134 and encodes 320 amino acids. Gene Ontology annotation, molecular function: DNA-binding transcription factor activity; DNA binding. The record is from RefSeq and is a predicted model, not a curated record. Lineage: Eukaryota; Viridiplantae; Streptophyta; Magnoliopsida; Fabales; Fabaceae.
CUAAAAUAGCAAAGAAAUAAAAUAAUUAAGUACACUUUUUUCAUGUUGAUAAUUUUGUUGGGUAGCUUCUUCUAUAUCUUUGGCAUAUAAAGGAACAAAACAAGUGAAGUGAAGUAACCCCUUUCACACAAGACAAGAGUGAUAUUUCAAAUAUUACUCCAAACUUCCAAAAUGUACAUAAAUCAUUGGGAUUAUGAACAUCAAAGCUAUGAACCUUGUAGCAUAGCUAAUCCUCUAGAGGACAUAUCAGCAAUAAUUCAUGAAUCAAAUGCAAAUGAAACCUAUAUGAAUUUUCAAGCUCAACAACACCAUGAGUUUGACAUACCUAUUUGGAGCAAUGAAUUUUCCAUGCCAACAACAACAGAUUCACCUUUUCUAUAUUGUCAAGGCUGUAAAGAUAACUACUCAGAAAAUAUCACCAAACAAGAUCAACCAACAACCUGCUUCAAAUUGGGUUCUGAAUCUUUAAUGUCUAGCAGUGAAGAUAGUAUCUCUUCUUGUGAAAAGUGUAGUGAGUUUCCCUCUUGUUCUGAUAAGAGGGUGCUGGAGAGUGAUUUUUCCCCAGAUCAUAAGUCUCAUGAAAUUUCCUUUCAGAAAACUCAGUGGGAAUCAUGUACAAAGCAAGACAAACAAUCUUCACCUUGUGGCUUUGAUUUUGCAACAUCUACCAACUCUGAUUUUAAGAUAACGGCAAAGGGUAAAAGAAGAUUAAGAUGGACAAAAGAAUUGAAUGAGUCAUUUAUUAUGAUUGUCAACCAGCUUGGGGGUCCAGAAAAGGCAAAGCCUAAGGCUAUACUAAAGAUGAUGGGUGUGGAUGUGUUGACCAUUUCUCAUGUCAAAAGUCAUUUGCAGAAAUAUCGCUCUACAUUACACACGCACAAAUGUUUGAAAGGAAUAUCUGAGGAAGUGCAAAUAACAGAUGGGAUUAAUGAGCUUCAAGUUAAAAUCCAAAUGCAAAUAGAAGAAUCACGACAACUACAACUUGAGGUUGAGAGGAGCAAUCAACGACAAUUCGAGAUUCAACGAAAUUUGCAACUGGUGAUUGAACAGCAGAAGAAGCAGCUCAAAUUAAUGUUAGAUCAACAAAAGAAAAUAACUAAACAGGAGAAAAUGAUUGAUUUAAAACGGAAAUGAGUAUUUAUUUUUUUCUAGACAAAAAUAAAAUGAAAUGAAAAAUCAAACCUCGUAGUCUAGCCCUAAACUUGACUAUGUACAUAAUGAUAUUAGAUUUUUUGAUCA